AUGGCCGUCAACGCAUCCGUCGCGUUCGAUCUCCCUCCGCUCCCGACUUACACUCUGAGAACGCGGCAGGACCUGAUUGCCGCCGUGCCCGAUAACAUCCUCACCCUGAUUUUGCCGAUCGUCGCCUACUGGGGCUUGUCCAUGAUCUACCACUAUCUGGAUGUGAACGAUUACUUCGUCCAGUACCGCCUGCAUACCCCGGCGGAGGUCCUCAAGAGAAACAAAGUUACCCGGUGGGAAGUUGUCCGUGAUGUCGUUAUACAGCAGGUGAUCCAGACUGUGGCUGGCUUGGCUUUCUUAUGGUUUGAUUCCGAAGAGACCGUGGGACGCGAGGAGUACGAUGUCGCCGUCUGGGCCCAACGAUUGCGCAUCCUCCAAAAGGCCAUUCCAUCAUUACUAGCUCUUGCCGGAGUUGACGCCGCGGGCCUUGCAACGUCCCUCUCUCAGAGCGGUUACACCAUGCUGGCCGGCGCUAUCGCCGGUGGCUCGUAUCCUGGAGUGACCCAGUCUCUGGUCUUGGAUACCGGCGUGAAGACAGUGGUUCCCGCCUUCACUGGCUGGGAACUCACAGUCGCGGGCCUCAUCUACUGGUACCUGGUUCCCACUUUGCAGUUCAUUUUGGCGAUCUGCAUUGUGGAUACCUGGCAGUACUUCCUUCACAGAGCUAUGCAUCUCAACCGAUGGCUCUACGUGACAUUCCAUUCCCGCCAUCACCGUCUCUAUGUUCCCUACGCAUUUGGCGCUCUCUACAACCACCCCUUUGAGGGAUUCUUGCUGGACACUGCCGGAACUGGAAUUGGAUUUUUGGUGUCUGGGAUGACCACCCGCCAAGCUAUGUGGUUCUUCACAAUUUCGACUAUCAAAACAGUCGAUGACCACUGCGGAUACGAAUUCCCAUGGGACCCGCUGCAGCAUUUUACUUCCAACAAUGCCGCCUACCACGAUAUCCACCACCAGAGCUGGGGUAUCAAGACCAAUUUCUCCCAACCCUUCUUCAUUUUCUGGGAUCGUUUACUCGGCACCCAGUGGACGGGUGAUGCCACACAGCGCUAUGAACGUGCCCGUGAAAACGCACAGAAGCAGGUGGACCUCGACGCCGCCAAGGCACCCGAAGUCGUCCCAGCCGUGAUUGUGACAGAAGAACGAGUGCCUGAGCCAGUUGUGGUUUCAACAGAAGGCCCCGCUGCACGCACCCGACUGCGUCGAAAGACGGUCGACAGCCUCAAGGGCCCGAGUCAUGGGGUUCCUGGAAGUGUGCUCCACAACUAA
Molecule: messenger RNA, 1269 nt
Organism: Penicillium brevicompactum
Lineage: Eukaryota; Fungi; Ascomycota; Eurotiomycetes; Eurotiales; Aspergillaceae
Gene: sur2
Product: sphingosine hydroxylase
Exons: 2
Coding region: 1-1269 (422 amino acids)
Biological process (GO): lipid biosynthetic process
Molecular function (GO): oxidoreductase activity; iron ion binding
Source: RefSeq, a predicted model, not a curated record